AUGAAUGCCCCUACAAAGAAGCAUGGGGUUAGGAAAGUGAUUCUGGAUAAUAAUGCAAAAUUAGCUAUUCUUCUUGAGACUAAGGUGAAAACAGAGAAUUGUGCUGCUGUUUUUGACUCUUUCAUUUCAAAUUGGAAGUAUCUCCAUAAUGGAGAAGUAGGUUCUACAGCUCGCAUUUGGGUGGGAUGGGAUUCGGCUGUGCUUAAAGUGGAGGAGAUUCUAAAAUCUGACCAAUUUAUCCAUUUGAAAGUAACCACUUUGGGAUCCUCUCUCAGUUAUUUGUGCACUGCUGUCUAUGCUUCUAAUUCGGUGGAGGAGAGGAGGGUGCUUUGGAGGGAUGUUACUAGUUUUGGUUCUAGUAUUUCAGGUCCUUGGAUUGCUCUAGGGGACUUUAAUAUUGUUCGACAACAAAGUCUUCAGAAGCUACUUUUCUGCUCCCCAGGGCUUUCGGAUCACUCUCCAGCUGUGAUUUCAAUUCUUGAUGGGGUAAAUUUUGGUCCUAAACCUUUCCGGUUCUUUGAGGCUUGGAUUGGUAGGGAGGGGUUUGAUGAAGUGGUAGCUAAAGGGUGGGACAGCACGGUGAAUAUGAAGCUUAAUCCUAUACUUAGGUUUGCUGCCAGGCUCAAAAAUGUCAAGACAGAGCUGAAGAAAUGGAAUAAAGAUAGUAUUGGGGAUGUUUUUCUUGCAGUGAAGGAGGCUUCUUUGGACUUAGCUCAGAUCCAAAUCAGCCUUGCUGCCCAUCCCAAUGACCUCAAUUUGGUUUCUUUAGAAACAGCAGCCAAGAAGAAGUUGUGGGCAGCCCUUAAUACUGAAGAAAAGUUUCUUAAAGAGAAAUCUAGAGUCAAGAACAUUCAAUUGGGGGAUGGUAAUAAUAGCUUUUUCCAUAAGUCUAUGGUGUGCAGGCAAAACAGGAAUCACAUUUUGGAGGUGUACAAUGCCGAAAAUGAGGUUAUCAAGGAUCCGAAUCUGAUUAAAGAGGAGGCAAUUUCUUUUUACAUGAAUUUGUUUGGUGCUAAUGUUGAAGAUGUUGGGUUCUUCCCAGAGACUGUCCCUUUGCAACAUAGUCUGGACCUUGUGCAGCAGAACAGUCUUAUUGGGCAGGUAUCUAACAAGGAGAUUAGAGAGGUGGUUUUUUCCAUGAAGAACUCAAAAGCUCCAGGACCGGAUGGAUUUGGGGCAGCCUUUUUUAAGCAUGCUUGGGAGGUUGUUGGGGAGGAUCUCACUUUGGCCGUUAAGUGGUUUUUUUUGAAGUCCAGUAUGCCUACCUCUAUCAAUGCUACUUUUAUUAGUCUUAUCCCAAAGACUGAUAAUACUUCUUCGUUUACGGGUUAUAGGCCUAUUGCCCUUUGUAACCUAUUUUAUAAAAUUAUUACAAAAGUUUUGUCUAAUAGGUUACAAGGAGUUGUGGGGAAGGUGGUUAGUGACAACCAGUCUGCGUUUAUCAAAGGCCGCUCCAUUGUGGAUAAUAUUCUAGUAUGUCAUGAUGUGGUUAGGGGUAUAGAGCAGAAGGGGACUCCCCCUACGGCGGUGCUGAAAAUUGACUUACAUAAAGCUUAUGACUCUCUAAGUAGGAAGUUUCUUUUUGAGAUCAUGGAAAGGAUGGGUUUUCCAAGCAAGUUUAUUCGGUGGGUGAAGGCUUGUGUUGAUACUCCUAGUUUCUCGAUCCUUCUCAAUGGGAGCCCAACAGGUUAUUUUAGGGGCAAGAGGGGGAUAAGACAGGGGGACCCGCUAUCCCCUUAUUUAUUCACAAUUGCUAUGGAAGGGUUUUCGGCCUUAAUGCGGAAGUUGGAAGUUGAGGGACAGAUCAGCCUGCUUCCAAGGUGCAAAAGCUCCCAUCUUACACACCUGAUCUUUGCAGAUGAUUUGAUGAUUUUUGUGAAGGCUGUCCCUGACUCUAUUUUGGCUUGUUUGGGGGCUCUGUCUGAUUUUCAUACUUACUCUGGGUUGAGACUCAAUAGAGCUAAGUCCUCUAUUAUUUUAGGGGGCCUUACCCAAACGGCCAGGCUGCAACUAUUGGAAUUAACGAAUUUUGUGGACACUAAGCUGCCCAUUCGGUACCUUGGUGUUCCACUUGUACCUCGUAAACUUUCUAUGGCAGAUUGCUCCGCUAUCUUGGAUCUAGUGAGGCGAAGACUUGACGGUGGAAAGCUCGUUUCUUAUCCUUUGCGGGACGGUUGCAGCUUCUUACCUCUGUUCUUGGCUGCUAUAUAUAUUGGUCGGGCAUCUUUGCAUUACCUGGUGGUGUCAAGCAAAAGCUGGAAUCCAUGUUCUCAAAUUUCCUUUGGACGGGCCCCUCCUUGGAACGAAAGGAUGGAUUUGGUUCCCAAGUUGGGUUUUUGUGCUACUGUGCAUUACAUUUGGUGGGAGAGAAACCAAAGGCUGUUUGAGAACAAGGUUAGAACCCAUGAUCAGAUUAUAGAGGCAAUUCGUCUUGAUGUGGCCAUUAAGUGUGCUGCCCUUUCCCAUUUUCUUGUCCAUGCCCAAGGAACCAGUUCUUGGCGAUAA
This is a messenger RNA of Telopea speciosissima, 2505 nucleotides long. RefSeq lists its product as uncharacterized. The record is from RefSeq and is a predicted model, not a curated record. Lineage: Eukaryota; Viridiplantae; Streptophyta; Magnoliopsida; Proteales; Proteaceae. The coding region runs from base 1 to 2505 and encodes 834 amino acids. The transcript is spliced from 3 exons.